GCUUGCCUAGUUUCGUACUUUCACUCCUGAAUUCCCUCCCUCUACGGGUGCCAGUUGCCAUUGCCUCAAAACCUGAUAUAUUAUUAUUAUUAUAUAUACCCGGAGAAUACUACAAGGAGACAAAUAAGAUUUAUUAAAAAAUAAAUAAAUAACUGGAGGAGAAAAGCAUUUAAUUUAAACAACAACUCUGUCUCAUCUAGUGUUAGACACUGCUACUACUACUGCAGAGAGGGAAGGUUUGGGGGUGCAGCAUAGACGACGAGAGAGAGACGAUCGAGUUCGCGUACGGAUUCUCUCAUCUCGUGGGGUAUUAAUUUAAUAGUAGGUGAAGAAGAAGGUAGAGAUGAUGAUGAACAAGGAAACAUCACACUGGUGGUGGUUUGACAUUCACCAUACCUCAAGUGGCUCUCCAUGGCUACAAUCUACUCUUGCUGAGCUAGACAGGAAGACAAAGUCAAUGCUGAAACUGAUAGAAGCAGAUGCAGAUUCUUUUGCUCAACGUGCAGGGAUGUAUUACAAGAAACGGCCAGAGCUAAUUAGCAUGGUUGAAGAUUUUUAUAGGGCACAUCGCUUGUUAGCCGAGCGAUAUGAUCAACUUAAGUCUGACUCUGGAAACCGCCUCCUGGCAACAUUUGGGUCACCAUUUUCAACCAAGCACCGACCGGAGAAGUUAAUGAGCGUGAAGACAGAUCAAACCUAUGAUAGCCACUCCGAGACCUGUGACUCUGAGGACUCUGCUGGGUCUGAAGUAGAUGACCCUGAACAAGAUGAAAUUCAAGUUGUUGAAGAAUUGGAAGAAAUUGAGACUCCUGAAGGAAAGGAAGAAACCCUUGUUGAUGAUGGAAUGAAACAUGUUGAAGUUUGCAUCAGGUACAAUGCUGAAGUGACGAAGUUGAAGGAAGAAAUAGAAAGGCUCGAGGAAGAGAAGAGGAUUUACAGGGACUAUCUUUUGCAGAAAGACGCAGAGGGGAGAGAACAAAGGAAAGAAAUUCAAGUCCAAGAAGGAAUAAGAGAAGCUGAAAUUUCAAGGGUUGUGUACGAUGCUGAAAUGAUGAAGUUGAGGGAAGAAAUAGAAAGGCUUAGGCGAGAGAGGACAGUUAAUAAGGAUCAUCCUUUGCAGAAACUUGAAGAGAAGAGGGAAGAAAAGAAAGAAACUCAAGUCAAUGAAGGAAUCAAAGAAGUUGAAUUUUCUAGUGUUUUCUACGAUGUUGAAGUGGUGAGGAUGAGGGAAGAAAUAGAAGUUCUCGGAGAAGAGAACAGGAUUUACAAGGAGCAUCUUUUGCAGAAAGAUGAAGAGAAGAGGGAAGUAAUAAGACAGCUCAGUUUCGCAGUUGAAGUGUUGAAGCUAGAGAAUGUGAAGCUGAGGAAGUGCGUAGCUAACCAAAACAGAAGCCAUUUCACCUUCGAGAAGCUGAAGGAUGUAUUUCGUGGGAAGCUUUUUAAUGGAUCUUCAAAGUCUCAGAGUAGUGUCCUAGCUCUCUAGAUGUGGAUUUUCGACGGUAACUAGCGUAGUUUGUAAACACAGUUUAUAUCUAUCUAGAAUAGGUUGUAAUAUCAGGUGCAUAAUUACCCUCGAAGUCAACCUAGGAAAAUUACUGUAGUGUUAUGUUCAUUAUGGCAUUGCUCUAAUCUUAUUUUAUUGUAUACUGUUUCACAAUUUUUAGGAAAGUCAUCGUAAUGUUAUUCAAUCAAA
Populus trichocarpa (black cottonwood) is the source of this 1693-nucleotide messenger RNA. RefSeq names its product protein NETWORKED 3C. Gene Ontology annotation, molecular function: actin binding. The transcript is spliced from 3 exons. NCBI's taxonomy places the organism in Eukaryota, Viridiplantae, Streptophyta, Magnoliopsida, Malpighiales, Salicaceae. The record is from RefSeq and is a predicted model, not a curated record. The coding region runs from base 344 to 1483 and encodes 379 amino acids. Gene Ontology annotation, cellular component: vacuolar membrane.